AGACAUCGGUCCACCAGAGCCUGUAACUGCUGUCGCAAUCGCAAGGUUCGCUGCGAUGUGAGUUGCGAUGGCGUCCCCUGCACCAAUUGCCGUCUUAACGGCGUCGACUGUAUUGUUACCGAGUCAAAUAGAGCGAGGAAGGAGGCUUCUCCCACACACCAUAUACGAGAGAUAACCGCGGACGAAUCCCUGCUUAGGCAGUUGACCAAGGGUAAGGGUGCGAAGCGGUACAGCGUGAAGUUUGACAAGUCUGAAGCCUUACUGAAUGAGCUCGCAGGUCAGCGCCGACACAACCCUCCGGCUGCUGCAAGUGACUGCAUCUAUGUUGAAGCUCAGGCGCAGCCAUCUGAUAGGACUCAGUUGCACCCAUCCAAGAGGACAGCAGAGACUAUCCGGCACUCACCUCACAAUGUCGCCAAGAAACCUCAAUCUUGCCUUCCGCCGUAUAUCAGGCGACUCCCAGCACACAUCACAUCUCAGGACAUGGAAUACCUCGCCAACAAGGGUGCUCUUACUAUACCCGACGAUGAACUGCGAAACGAGUUACUACGGACGUACAUUACCAUCAUCUUUCCUUUCCUACCUGCCAUGGACUUUAUGGCGUUUCUCGAGUCUAUUCUUCUUGGCGAUGGUGACAACCCAGUCAGUCUCCUACUAUUCCAAGCCGUCAUGUUUGCGAGCGUGAAUCUUGUAGACUUCAAGUUCCUGAAAGCUGGGGGCUUUUCGAGUAGGAAGAAAGCCCGCGAGACCUUCUUUGACCGGGUUCGCCUGCUUUACGGGCUGGACUGUGAGCCCGACCACCUCACGCUGAUUGAGUCUUUGCUCUUGAUGACUUACUGGCACGACUGUCCCCCCGAUGACGAAAGGGACGCGUGGUACUGGAUGGGAAUCGUUUUGACCCUCGCUCAGGCCAUGAACCUUCACCGGGACCCUGAAGCCUUAGAUAUCCCGGCGCGAGACAAGCACGUAAGACGUCGCGUCUGGUGGGCUUGCUUGAUACAGGACCGGCUUCUCGCCCUGGGUAUUCGUCGCCCUAUCCGAAUCCACGAUGGGGAGUACGACGUGGCCAUGCUCACCUUGAACGACUUUGAGAUAUACGCUCCUUCGCAACCUCUGGUCGAUUUGGUGCGCGACCCUCGCAUCACCGGAGCUAACGCAGAGCGUCGUAUUGCAAUGUGCACCAUGUGCAUCGAGCUAACAAAGCUGUGCAUUUGCGUCGGUCACAUCAUCUACUCACAAUAUACGACACUGGGUAGUCACGCAAAUUCAUCCUUCGAAUACCUCCCGCAACCCAUCAUGCUACCCAAAAAGUCGGGCAAUCAAAUUUUGGAGCUUGCCCAAUGCGAGGCUGAGCUCAACACAUGGUGCCAGAAUCAAGAUCCGCGGUCCAUAUACGUCUCAGUCCCUCAGGGCGAAAGGGCCCCUCAGAUGACCUUGCUGUACCAAGCGCUUCUAAGGAUAAGCUACUUGAAUGCAGUUGCUGUAUUGCAUCGACCGCAUGCCUUUGGCCUUUCUGGGUCAGUCACUACCAGCAGCAAAGUAUCGAGAGCCAAGGUGGCCGAAUCUGCCAUCUCGGUAACGAAGUUGGCCUUUCAUCUCCAGUCUAGCAGCCAGUUGCAAUAUCUAGCCACCAACAGUAUCCCGGCGUUUCUCUCCGCGGCGUUGAUACACCUACUGGAUGUCCGCUCUCCCAACGAGGAAGUCCGCAAUAUGAGCAUCGGCCGCUUUUUUCAGUGUAUGCAGGCGUUGCAUGAACUAGAAGACAUAUAUCCUUCUGCAUUCUCUGCCAUCCACUUUGUCGACUCAGUCAUAACGAGUUCUGGUGUCGAUAUC
Molecule: messenger RNA, 1833 nt
Organism: Ilyonectria robusta
Lineage: Eukaryota; Fungi; Ascomycota; Sordariomycetes; Hypocreales; Nectriaceae
Product: fungal-specific transcription factor domain-containing protein
Exons: 1
Biological process (GO): regulation of DNA-templated transcription; DNA-templated transcription
Molecular function (GO): DNA binding; DNA-binding transcription factor activity, RNA polymerase II-specific; zinc ion binding
Source: RefSeq, a predicted model, not a curated record